AUGCCAGGAGGAAGAGCAAGAUAUCAAAUAGAUUACAUAUUAGUAAGAAAUAGAUAUAAAAACCAAGUAAAAAAAUGCAAAACUUACCCAGGCGCGGACAUUAACAGUGAUCACAAUCUAGUGUUAAUGGAAACAAACUUAAGCCUGAAAAGAAAGAAACCCAACGAAAGUACAAAAAGAAAAUGGUGCAUGGAUAAACUAAAGAAUGAGGAAAUAAGAAGUGAUUUCAAUGAAGAAUUAAAUAAUCUAUUACAAGAAGCAAAUAGCAAUAAGAACCAGGAUAAUGACAAAGUCGAAUGGGAAAAAUUAAGGGAUACGAUGACAAAAGCAGCGGAAAAACAUCUCAAAUUCACUAAAGAAAUGCCUACGAAACCAUGGAUAAACAACGAAAUUAUAGAUCUCAUUGAAAAACGAAGAAAAUACAAAAACGCGGUUAGUGAAGAGGGAAUAGCAGAAUAUAAAAAGUAUAGAAACUUGGUCAAUAGAGAAGCGAAGAAAGCCAAAGAGGAAUGGUUAAACAAUAUAUGCAAAGAUAUUGAUUCCUGCCUAAUAAAAGGCUUGAGUGAUAAAGCGUACAAGAACAUUAAACGAUUUUUUAGAGAAUUCAAAGAUAAAACCACUAUACUUAGAGGAACAGAUGGUAAAAUAAUCACUGAAGGGAAAAAAAAGUUAGAAGUAUGGAAACAAUAUAUUGAAAAGUCAUAUGGAAAUGAUAAUAUAAAUGCGGGACAAUGGGCCAUAGAAGAAGAAGACGCAGAGCAAGAAAAUAUAGGACAACCCAUUUUGAAAGGGGAAUUUGAGACAGCACUAAAUGAGUUGAAACACAACAAAGCUACAGGCAUAGACAACAUAAGUGGAGAAAUAUUAAAAGCAUUGGAAGGCCAAGGAAAGGAGAUAUUAUUUAAAAUAAUAUAUGAUGCAUAUGAAAAAGGGCUAGUCCCCAAAGAUUUCGAGAAGUGCCUAAUGAUAGCAUUACCGAAAAAAAAGAAGUCAGAAAAAUGUGAAGAUCAUAGAACCAUAAGUCUAAUAACACAUGCAUCGAAAAUAUUAACAAAGAUAAUACACAAAAGAAUAGAAGCAAAAAUAAGUGUCAAUCUAGAGGAAGACCAAUUUGGUUUUAGGAGGAAUAGGGGAACCAGGGAGGCUAUACUAUGCUUAAGGAUGAUCAUGGAAAAGAUGUAUAGAGUAAACAAGCCUAUGUAUAUAGCCGUUCAUUGA
Messenger RNA from Macrosiphum euphorbiae (potato aphid), 1218 nucleotides. NCBI's taxonomy places the organism in Eukaryota, Metazoa, Arthropoda, Insecta, Hemiptera, Aphididae. The record is from the annotation of a GenBank genome assembly.